Molecule: messenger RNA, 803 nt
Organism: Perognathus longimembris pacificus (Pacific pocket mouse)
Lineage: Eukaryota; Metazoa; Chordata; Mammalia; Rodentia; Heteromyidae
Gene: Catsperz
Product: catsper channel auxiliary subunit zeta
Exons: 5
Coding region: 1-702 (233 amino acids)
Biological process (GO): flagellated sperm motility; sperm capacitation
Cellular component (GO): CatSper complex; sperm principal piece
Source: RefSeq, a predicted model, not a curated record
AUGGAGGAGGAGAAGAAGCCUUUCAAACCCCGAGGGGCCUGGCCCUCCGCCGUGGCUCCAGGCUCCCCCCCCUCCCCGCCCCGGCUCCCCCGCUCCCCGCCGGUCUGUGGCCCACAGGGGCCGCCCAAGCCCUCGGAGCGCCGGAGCAGCAGCGCGGGCAGGGCCAGCCUGCGCAGCGGCGACAUCCGCAACCUGUGGAGCACCGCCACGCUGCUGCAGCCGCAGGGGAACGUGUCGCUGGCCGAGAUCUGCGAGAACUUCGACGACGAGGGCCGCGACGUGGGCAGGAUCCGCCGGCAGAAGAGCCAGACCUUCUCCAUGAAGGAGAAGCUCACCUUCACGCCCCAGGAGCUGGAGGAGCAGGCCUUGCUGGACCUGGAGCUGCGGGGCAGCAGCUCCAUCCAGGGCCUCCUGGAGAAGGGGGCCGAGGACAUCAACCCCGAGGCCGAAAAGUGUUCUUCAGAGUCAUUAAUCAAUCUCUCGAAGCACAUACCCCAUCGAGCCUACUGGACAGAACAGCAGAACAGGCUGCCACUGCCGCUGAUGGAACUCAUGGAGAACGAAGCUCUGGAAAUCCUCACCAAAGCCCUCAAGAGCUACCGGUCCCAGAUCGGCAAGAACCACUUUCUGACGAAGGAGCUGCAGCGGUACAUCGAGGGGCUCAAGAAGCGCCAGAGCAAGAGACUGCAGUGCCCGUCCUAGCAAGCCUCGGGCUGGAGCUCGAGGAGCCGCCCGGCCCCAGCCCGCGCGCCCCGUGCCCACCCCAAGCCCAGCCCCAUCCGCGUGGACCCUGAGCCCUAGAG